Penicillium brasilianum is the source of this 1287-nucleotide messenger RNA. Lineage: Eukaryota; Fungi; Ascomycota; Eurotiomycetes; Eurotiales; Aspergillaceae. The record is from the annotation of a GenBank genome assembly.
AUUACAGAGCUUCGUGUGCUAAAUACUUUUCGACACAUUCUCCAUCAAGAUUGCACGCAAAUAGCUUGGCUAAAGGCUGAUAUUUUAAUGAAACUUAGGCUUCAAAGCUCCGUCCUUUGAGCCUGAUCGCCUCAUGUUAAAGGAAAUGAUUGACUGAAGAUUUUUGUUAUUAUCCGCUCACCACAAUCAAACCACUUGACGCUUGACUGACUGCGAGACUUGAGUUGAAGACUUGCAGGAACGGCGAAGACGAGAAAUUAUUUAACCGUCGUCUAUUCGAUUUCGCAAACACCUAGAAAUCAGAAACAUUCUCUUGCCUCAACAAGCUCAUUCAUACAGACAUUGAAUCAACAUGUUUAGAUACGCACACCUCCUUAUUCUUGCAGUUGCUGCCGUAGCUGUUGCUUUCCCAAUCUCCGAUGUGCUCACUGCAAGAUCAACAACAUCGUCAUCUACCGACCAACUCCUGAACCUCAGCCCGUGGUAUCGUGCUUAUAACCCAUCCAUUCGGGACCAUUUCUACACCCCCGAUAUCAAUGAAUGGCACAACGCUAUCAACAAUCUGGGAUACAGUGCCGAGGGCAUAGCAUGUCGCAUCCAUUCUACUCAUGAGUAUGGCACCGUUCCGUUCUACAGGGUGUACAAUCCGACGAGAUACGAUCAUUUCUACACCACAUCGAAGCCAGAGCGAGACAACGCCAUUCAGAAUCUUGGAUAUCACGAUGAAGGUAUCACGGGCUACAUAUACCCAGAAUCAAUCCUGUUUACAGUCCCACUCUACCGCCUCUACAAUCCGUCCGCCACAGAUCACUUCUAUACUGCAUCCGCGACAGAGAGAGACAAUGCUGCAGCAAACUUGGGGUACUCUGACGAGGGUAUUGCUGGCUACGUGCUGCCCCCACAGUAGUGCAGUCCGCGUUUAUUGCUUGGGCGAAUUGGACGACCUGAGCGCUAUCGCAGAGAUUGGAGUCACCAGUUGGUCUAGUAGUAAUAAUGCUCCGGGGAAGAUAUUCAAGUUUUCUGAGCUGUUUGGAUUGCGUUGAAUUGUGGUAUCGUGCGCAUUUUCGGAGGCUGCUUUCUUAGUUGGAAUCAUGCCACUCGACGUUAAUAUGUCUACCGAGUCAAGCCCCUGCCUUACGCCUUCAACUUCAUAUGUCAAGCAGAAACAUUCAGCCUUAGUAUUUGAUGCAUCAAAUUUCUCAUUGAUCAUCUUUAACUCGCUAAAGUCUAUUGUAAAUUCACCGCCGCUAGGAGAUGACCAGGAAUUCAACAGUCGCAUACACCCCA